Molecule: messenger RNA, 1365 nt
Organism: Magnolia sinica
Lineage: Eukaryota; Viridiplantae; Streptophyta; Magnoliopsida; Magnoliales; Magnoliaceae
Product: homoserine kinase-like
Exons: 1
Coding region: 66-1193 (375 amino acids)
Biological process (GO): L-threonine metabolic process
Molecular function (GO): homoserine kinase activity; ATP binding
Source: RefSeq, a predicted model, not a curated record
CCGCGUCCAUAUAAAUCUCACGGGUGUUCGAAGCUUCAUACUCUCUCUGUCUCGAGGAAAACUUCAUGGCUCCUCUCCUCAGGCUUCCCUUGCAACACCAUUCCAUCUUACCCCACACUCGCUUUCCAACCAUAUUUCCAAACCUCAAUUUCAAGCGUUCAAUUCUCUCCCACCCUCGCUCACUAACCAUUCGAUGCAACCAUACCCCAUCUCGCAAGACCGUCAGAAUCUCCGAUCCUUCUCCAAUCUACACCUCUGUUAACUCUUUUGCACCCGCUUCAAUCGCCAACCUCGGCCCCGGCUUCGAUUUACUUGGCUGCGCUAUCGAUGGAAUCGGCGACACGGUCACUAUUCGCAUCGAUCCGGCCGUCCUUCCUGGCUCCAUUUCCAUCUCCUCCAUCAGCGGCUAUGACUCCGAUAAACUCAGCUUCGAUCCCCUCUCAAAUUGCGCUGGGAUCGCUGCAACUGCCACCAUGCGUAUGCUUGACAUCCGCUCGGUGGGACUUUCAUUGUCACUCAAUAAGGGCGUGCCGCUCGGUAUUGGACUCGGUUCUAGUGCUGCCAGUGCAGCUGCGGCUGUUGUCGCUGUAAAUGAACUAUUCAAUGCGCCAUUACUAAAAAAGGAUCUUGUCUUUGUUGGGUAUGAAUCGGAGUUGAAGGUUAGUGGGGUACCCGCUGAUCAUAUCGCCGCAGCAAUCAUGGGCGGGUUUGCGUUCAUUAUCAACUAUGACCCGCUUUACGUGUUCAAUCCACCAUUCCCGGCCGCUGCUAAGCUGUACUUCGUCCUUGCCAUCCCAGAAUUCGAGUCACCCACGAAGAGGAUGCGGGCUCAGCUGUACAAGGAGUUUAGGUGCGACGGUGCCAAGAUGUAUUACCAACCACUUUCCGGGCUAGUGACUGCUGUGGAUCAAGGGGAUGUGCCGCUACUAGGGGAUUGGCUGUCCUCAAAAUGGUAUGUGGAAUCUAGCAUGAUACCAGGGGUUGUUGGCGUGCAGAGUGCUGCUUUAGAGGCAGGGGCAUUCGGAUUUACCAUCAGCGGGGCGGGUCCCACAGUAGUUGCAGUGACGGAUGAUGAAGACAAAGGGAAAGAGAUCGGGGCAAGGAUGGUUGAUGCAUUUUGGGAGAAAGGGAAACUGAAAGCAUCGGCAACGGUUCACAGAGUUGAUCAAGUCGGUGCAAGAAUUAUUUUUUGAAGCAGUUUCCAUGAUGAAUCUCUAACGUUUUUUUUUUUUUUGCCUUUUCAUCUGUUUGAUCUCUAUUUCCCUUAUGAUAUUUGAGGUGUGCAUCUCUCUCUCUCUAUCCCCAGGCUCUGUUCUGUUUCUACAGAGAAUAAUAGCUCGUUUCUGAGUUUGGGUCUUGAAACUA